UUUUAAAGAUUGUUACAUUUCUACCUUUUUGAUUUGUCUGCUUAAGUGUGGUUAUGUUGAGCGUUUGUAAGGGCAGAGCUCGGGUCUCAUGCUUCACUAGAGUCACAAGCUUCUUUGCGGGGCGUUUCUCUCUCUUCACUCUCUCACCGCGGCUCACACGGGUCCAUCUCACAGAACCAUGCAGAGCCAUCACCUGAAGGAACACCUCUAUAAAAUCCUGGUGAUCGGGGAUCUGGGUGUGGGAAAAACAAGCAUCAUCAAGCGCUACGUGCACCAGAACUUCUCGGCGAACUACAGAGCGACGAUCGUCGUGGACUUCGCGCUUAAAGUCUUGAGCCUCGAGCACGAGACCGUCCGACUGCAACUCUGGGACAUUGCUGGUCAAGAGCGUUUCGGGAACAUGACACGAGUGUAUUAUCGAGAGGCUGUGGGAGCCUUCAUCGUUUUUGACGUCACGCGACCGUCGACGUUCGAAGCGGUGAAGAAAUGGAAGGAAGAUCUCGAUGCCAAGUUGAAUUUAUCUAACGGCAAACACGUGACUGCGGUUCUGCUCGCCAACAAAUGCGACGAGGGCAGAGACGUUCUGACCAACAACGGCAUCCGUAUGGAGCAGUUCUGCCAGGAAAAUGGCUUCGUUGGAUGUUUCGAAACUUCAGCCAAAGAGAAUAUUAAUAUAGAUGAAGCGGCACAGUGUCUGGUGAAGCACAUAAUAGCAAAUGAGAAAGAUCUGCAGUCGGAGGUUUCAGACACCAUCUCACCACAGCAAGAGUCCAGCCACGGAGGAACCUGCUCCAUGUGCUUCACGUCCUGAUGGACACAAACACAGAUAAACACACACUCAUAUCCAGCCACCGUGGGCCAGCAUCAAGCCAAAUGUGAUGUCUCGAAACACAUUUUCUGCUGUCAUCUCAUUUGCUGUCAUCUCAUUUUCUCUCAGCUCAGCUCUUCUCUUAUUGUCUUAUCUCAUGUUGUCUCAUUUUCUUGUCUUGUCUUGUCUUAUUUGAUCUCGUUUUCUCUUCUUUCUCGUCUCACGCCGAAGACACUGCUCCGUUUCCAUGGUAACAGAUUUAUCGAAUACUCUGCAGAGCGGAAAAUAUUUUAAAAGGAAAAAAAAAGUUGCAAGAAUUCUGUCAAUGGUAAUUCUUUUUCAAUUCUUUCUCUUCAUAUUGGCGUUCUGUGAGAAUCUCUGUGUCUUUUUGCCAAAUCAUCAAAAUGCAAACAGAGAAACGACUAGAAAACCCAAAUGGCCAAUCUUUGGCCAAUUCAAUCUUUCAAACAUGCAGACGGUGCAUUUUAGUGUUCUUUGACUUCAUUAAAGUCCAUGAUGUUUAUUCAUAUUCUCUAUUCAGUUUUCUAUGCAGAAAUUAUUUAUGCACAACAGACUUAAAGAAGUUAACAUAUAUACGUGUACAACAGGUUUUUUUUUUCAAAUGCUGCCAAAAGUCAUGCUGCUCAUGAAUUAUACAAACCAGCCUUAAAAUAUGAAUGCAUUAAAAAAACAUGAGCGGAAUACAUAUCUCUCAGUGCAAUUGCUUUUGUAAUUCUAAUGCGGAUGUUUUCUAUAUUUUUCAGAUUUUUAACUGUUAAACAUUGUUUUGGAUUGUUUGUUGUUUCUUCAACAUCAUGAACGGGCAACAUUUUUAUUUAUCAUGUGGCUGUAAGAUGGUGAAAUAUUUUUUAUUACAGAAUAUAAGAAGAUCCUGUGAAUACCCCUGUAUUUACCCAGACUGA
Molecule: messenger RNA, 1731 nt
Organism: Triplophysa rosa
Lineage: Eukaryota; Metazoa; Chordata; Actinopteri; Cypriniformes; Nemacheilidae
Gene: rab38a
Product: RAB38a, member RAS oncogene family
Exons: 3
Coding region: 179-811 (210 amino acids)
Biological process (GO): endosome to lysosome transport; phagosome-lysosome fusion
Cellular component (GO): Golgi apparatus; phagocytic vesicle; late endosome
Molecular function (GO): GTPase activity; GTP binding
Source: RefSeq, a predicted model, not a curated record